AUGGACUGUGUGGGCUUCAGUUUCCCUCUUCCAACGGGCCGGAGCUCGUCAACACAGGUUCCUCCUGCCCAGCUCUGUAGCCUCGGGUUCCACGUUCCCGCGCUACUGCAGCCCACGCUGUGUGACCUUGUGCCAGUAGCCUGCACUCUCUGGGCUGCCAGCCGGGGAUCUCUAAGCGUUCUUCCGGCUCGCGACCCAGCGUCGCUGGCCGCGGAGACCCUCCCCCACUCCUCCGGGUUGCGGGGGCGUGGGUGGGGGUGGGCGCUGGCAACGGCGCGCCCCCCCACCCUACCCCCCCAGCCCCGGGUCGGUGGCCGGAUCCGCGCCUGGUUUUGGACUCAGCCGCGCCGCCCCCUCCCCCGCGCGCAUCUCCCCGCCCCCCGCCCCCUCCCCGACGCUCUCGGGGAGCCGGGGCCGCGCGGCUCCUCCUCCCGCAGCCGCAUCUGGGGCGCCGCGCCGGCCAGAGGAGAGGCAUGGGGCGCCCGCGGGCCGGGGCCGGGGCCGGGGCCUAGGCGGCGGACCUACGAGCGGACCGGAACAGCGGCGGCGGCGCAGCGCAGCGGCGGAGCGGGCCGGAGGCGGCCGAGGCGCCCGGCGCAGACGCUGGUGCCUCCCUCUCCGCCAGGUGCUGGGUGGCCAGAACUGGGUCUGUCCGGGCGCUGGAGGGCCCCUGUCCCCUGCCACUUCCCGCCAGUCUCUGAUUGUGUGCCCGGAGGAAUGUGCGUGCCAGCCUUUGGUCCAGUGCCUGCUCCCGAGGUGACGCCUGCUGGUUCCCGACUGGUUCCCAUUAUCCCUCUGCGCAUAGCUCCCUCGUUGCUACGGUGCCUGACCCCCACUACCUUCCUGCACCUCACCCUCCUGCCGCCUCCCGAGGCUGCUCAUGGAUGA
This is a messenger RNA of Mustela erminea (ermine), 888 nucleotides long. RefSeq names its product translation initiation factor IF-2-like. The record is from RefSeq and is a predicted model, not a curated record. The transcript has 4 exons. Lineage: Eukaryota; Metazoa; Chordata; Mammalia; Carnivora; Mustelidae. The coding region runs from base 1 to 888 and encodes 295 amino acids.